This is a messenger RNA of Gryllus bimaculatus (two-spotted cricket), 291 nucleotides long. The record is from the annotation of a GenBank genome assembly. NCBI's taxonomy places the organism in Eukaryota, Metazoa, Arthropoda, Insecta, Orthoptera, Gryllidae.
GUCGCCGCCCGCGGCCGCGCCCGCCCGUCGCGCAUCCAGCGGCGCGACGUGGACGACCCACAGACGCUGAAGGAGCGCUCGUCCAAGCACUGCGACAAGUUCACCGACGGCGACCCCGACAAGAACCGCUUCUACUCGCCGCUCUACGGCACCAACUACCCCAACUCCACCGACUGCUACCGCAUCCUCGACGGUAAUAACUCGAGUGCUUUGGAUAUUGCCGAUAAAUUCCCGACUCGUGAAACAAUUAGGGAUUUAUCUGAGAAUAUUCAAAUCGUGAAUGGUAUUUAA